Molecule: messenger RNA, 2602 nt
Organism: Geodia barretti
Lineage: Eukaryota; Metazoa; Porifera; Demospongiae; Tetractinellida; Geodiidae
Source: the annotation of a GenBank genome assembly
CGCGGUUUUUCGGGCGCGCUGGGGGGUGGAAAUUAUUUGCGCAUAGCCCGUACAAAUUUUGGUGCCAACGAAAAAAAAUUCACCGACCACAAUGCUUUUAGCUUGACUGCGACCACCCAGCGCUUUAGAGCGACGGCUAGUAUGGCGGCUAUCGACAGUAAGAAGAACACCUUCUGGAAGAAGGGCGGCAGCGGGACCAAGAUACCCGGCAGGCCUCAGCAGGUGUACGGAGCGUCAGGUGCCGCGGCAGACCACAUGGCACACUCUAAACUAUUUGGUCCUCCAGUAGUCAUGAGGAAAAGUGAGGCUGGCUCUUCGGAGGUUCAAGCCGAGGUGGGUGGAGCUGGGGGCGGAGCCACGGGGCCUCUGGUUGCCGGGCGUUCCCGAAGCAAGACAUUUGAAGAGUACGAGAGAGAUACGACAGACGCGUGGGACGAUAGGGAGGAAAGAGAGGACAUGUCGAGACUGUCUGUACCGGCAGAGCUGGAGAACGAACUGAAACAGCAGCAGCUGAAGGAGACUUGUUCUGACUCGGCACCUGCCCCUCCUCGCAGGAGAGAGGGGAGGGGGAAAGGAGAUAUAAAGAGUUUCUUCACGGACGUGGUACUGCCGCGGACAGCGGGGUCCCCAUCCCUCAGAACCAAGAGAACAGGGAGCACAGGUAGCGGGAAGGGAGGAGGGAGCAGGUCACGCUCUGGCUCUGAGAGGAAUGUUCCCUCUCCUGAGCAGAGGGAUUCAGAUCCGAUGGAUAUAUUUGAUCCCCCCGACCGCGAAACUAUGAGGCUACAGAAGUUUGGAAAGCUCCUUGCUGGACCCAACACAGACCUCGACGAGGUUCGUAAGCUGAGUUGGUCAGGUAUCCCACCACCAGUGAGGGCCACCACCUGGCAACUGCUGUGUGGUUAUCUACCAGCCAACAUUGACAGAAGGGAAGACACACUUAAGAGAAAGCGCCUGGAGUACAAGAACUCCAUAGACCAGUACUACCACAUGCGAUCUGACACUUUACACAGGGACACAUUCAGACAAAUCCACAUCGAUGUGCCCAGGAUGAACCCCGAUGUUCCUCUCUUUCAACAACAGAUGGUUCAGGAGAGUUUCGAGAGGAUUCUGUUCAUCUGGUCCAUGAGGCACCCGGCCAGCGGCUACGUUCAGGGAAUCAACGACCUCGUGACCCCGUUCUUUGUCGUCUUCCUCUCCUACUACAUCUCCGGAGACAAGAAUCCAGAGAACUACAAUUUCUCCCAGCUGUCUCCCCAGACUCUGCAGUGGAUCGAGGCAGACAGCUUCUGGUGUCUCCAGCAUCUUAUGGAGGGAAUACAGGACAACUACACCCUCGCCCAGCCCGGCGUGCAGGCCAAGAUCAUCGCCCUCAAGGACCUCAUACAGAGAAUCGACGCUCCAUUAGAUGCCCACCUGGCUAGAAACGCUGUGGAGUACAUUCAGUUCUCGUUUCGGUGGAUGAAUAACCUGCUAAUGAGGGAGUUUCCCCUGCGGUGUGUCAUCAGACUGUGGGACUCUUACCUGUCAGAAAACAAUGGAUUCGCUUCGUUCCACGUCUACGUGUGUGCGGCACUCUUGGCCAGAUUCUCUAAGAGCAUUCUCAAGAGAAAAGACUUCCAGGAGAUCAUGUUGUUUAUCCAGAACCUCCCGACCACCAAGUGGAAGGACGGGGAGGUGGAGAUACUGCUGGCCGAGGCGUACAAGCUAAAGUUCAUGUUUGCCGAUGCACCUGGUCACCUCACCACUGCUAGGAGAACUUAGUGUCUCUGUGUCCUUGUUGUGUGGAUUGUGCUUCACUUGUUGGUGUGUGUUUUAUACGUACGUGUGUGUAUGUAGACGAUUUUUUUUUCUAAUUGUGCGAAAAUGGGAGACGAGAGUAAAAUUGAACGAUCAUAACCCACGUGGCCCCUCUGGCUCCGAUCCCUGCGCCUAGCCUGGAUUCUUAGAGAUCGGAGAGAGAGAGACAAGCUGUUGUACCAGGUCCAGUAUGUCCUACUGCAAGCGAGAAGGUGAACACAGGUCGGUGUUUUUGACGGAGGAAGACCUGGCCAAGCCGGAGACGCUUGGUUCCCUGGUGGCAGAGGAGGAGGAGGACGAGGAGUUUGGAGUCAUUCUUCCUAACGGGGAGAUAAACUGGGAGUGUCCGUGUCUGGGAGGGAUGCCCCAGGGACCGUGCGGGCAGGAGUUCAAGGACGCCUUCUCCUGCUUCCACUACAGUACUGCGGAAGAGAAAGGGAGCGACUGUAUUGACAAGUUCAGAGCGAUGCAAGAGUGCUUCCAGAAGUACCCGGACCUGUACAAAGACUAUGAGGAAGAUAGCGAGGAGACGACAAAGACAGAGGAAGAAGGAAAGGGAGAGAAGAUGGGUGCGGAGGGAGAGGAGAAGGGUUCAGAACAGUCUAGUGGUGGCGACGGUGGGAGUAGAGUGUUGACUAGUAGCUCAGUUCCUGGUUCGUGAGAUUUGUUGCAUUAGUCUAUGUUUGUGCUUUCCAGAGAUAUUAUAUCAUAGCAAUAUCACUUUGAAAGUUUUGUUUUUGGAAGCUGUGCUAUUAUAAUGCAUGGGGUUGGAAGCAGACAGUAAAGCCUGAUGUGACUUUAA